This is a messenger RNA of Trichosurus vulpecula (common brushtail), 1332 nucleotides long. It is a transcript of the gene SACK1A, whose product is annotated as family with sequence similarity 83 member A. The transcript has 4 exons. The record is from RefSeq and is a predicted model, not a curated record. Bases 1 to 1332 code for a protein of 443 amino acids. NCBI's taxonomy places the organism in Eukaryota, Metazoa, Chordata, Mammalia, Diprotodontia, Phalangeridae. Gene Ontology annotation, biological process: epidermal growth factor receptor signaling pathway.
AUGCAUAGGUCAAGACCCAUGGGUAAGAUCAAGAAACGCCUUCAAGAGAUCAAGAACCAAUGGAGCCGGCUGGCCAAAGUUGAUUUCAGUCACAAUGAAAGUGCCAGGUUGGCCAUGGAUGCCCUUCUGGACGGCGGCCCAGAGUCAUACCAGAAUGCCUUGAGCAAAGAAGGGGAGGUGGACUUCCUGUCCUCUGUGGAAGCUCAGUAUAUUCAGGAAAAUGCCAAGGAACCCUAUUACGCCAAGGAACCCCCUGUGGAGGGAGAGCUGGGCCUGAAGGUGAAUGACUGCAGCUCUCUCCAGUCUGGCACCUAUUUCCCCAUAUUGUCUGAGGGCAGUGAGCCAGCCCUGCUGCAGAGCUGGAGUGAGGCUGAGAAGCCUUACCUGAAGGAGAAGUCCAGCGCGACCGUGUACUUCCAGACAGACAAGCACAACAAUAUUAGGGACCUCAUCCGCCGCUGCAUCAGCAAGACCAGUCAGGUCCUGGUCAUCCUAAUGGAUGUAUUCACGGAUACGGAGAUCUUCUGUGACGUGCUAGAGGCUGCCAACAAGAGGGGUGUGUUUGUCUGUGUGCUCCUCGACCAAUGUGGCGUGAAGCUCUUUCGGGAGAUGUGUGACAAGGCUGAAAUCCUGGAUAGUCACCUGAAGAACAUCUCAGUCCGGAGUGUGGAAGGAGAAACCUACUGUGCCAAGUCUGGAAAGAAGUUCUCAGGCCAAAUCCAGGAAAAGUUCAUCAUCUCUGACUGGAGAUAUGUCCUCACUGGAUCAUACAGUUUCUCGUGGCUCUGUGGCCAAGUCCACCGAAACUUCCUCUCCAAGUUCACGGGCCAGGCCGUGGAGCUGUUUGAGGAGGAGUUCCGCCACCUGUACUCUUCCUCUAAACCUGUGAUGGGCCAGCGAUCCCCUGGGCUGGUCAGGCCCCUCCAGCUGAGGGGAGGGUCCAAACUCCCUCAGGACAGCUUCACUGACAGCAGCUGUCCAUCUAGUGACCACACCACCUCUGACCCCUUCAGCGACCCAUCUACGAGCAGCAAUCCCCACCACCAGUCUCAUGCUGUAUCUUCAGGGCCAAGUAGCCCCUCUGCUCCAAACCCCCCACUUCCCAGGGUCCAUUCCUUCCAGAAUGGAAGGAAUUAUGUCCCCUGGGCACCUCAGUCUCCCCAGACCAGCUACCAGCCAAGGCAUUUUGUCGCUGACAGUCCUGUGGGCCUCUACAGCAAUCUCAAUGUCUACAGUAGGCCUGGGAGGCUGCGUCUAGAGGAGUUGGGCCUAGGGGCCAGGCUGGCUCCUGGAUGGAGGCCCUUUUCCAAGCUUCACCUGGUGUCUGAAUAG